GGACUUCAUAUAGUGGUUUAGAUCGCACUGGUAGUACUUUGUAGUUCGACGCGUAUGGAUAGACAAUUGUUUCGUUUCCUAGUCUGGCGUUUAAAGCUUUCUAGUUACUAGCCUUCGGCGGUAUUCACUGUGUUUUGGUUUCAUAACGGUCCAUCUAUCUAAACCGAGUGUUUUGGUUUUUUCUUCAAGUGGUGUGUGUAUAAUUUAAAUCAUGUCUCAAUUACAAACAAAAUUCAUGUUGAUGAACAAGUGAGAAUUUGGAUUUCAAUCAUUUUUUUCAAAGCGUUAUGUGGUUGAUUAUGGUAUCUGUGGCUUGGUUAGUGGGUACAACAAUAGGAGUUCCAUGCGAAGAAGCACGAAUGCGAUGUGCCUACAGAGAUGGAUGUGGAAGGGUUCUUCAAAAGUAUAUAGUUGACUGUUCAACAGUUUUACAAGGCGACAGAUUUCCCACUAAUUGUCCAGAAAUAUGCCAAUAUACACUUAUUGCCCUCACAUCUACUGAAGAAGGAAUGGAAUUGAUGGACUGCGAAUGUGGUGACAAAUAUUGUGAGAAUCAAAAACAACGUACUGAAGUUUGUAGACCGGCGGUUUUACAUUCUAUACAUUCCUCAGUAGUACCAUGUACAGUAGCCCAAUGGAUUUGUAUGGCUGAUACACAGUGCUCAAAAGCUUUCGAAUAUUAUAAGGAAUAUUGCAAAGCCAUGUUCCAUGGCAAGAAGUGUACAGCAAGAUGCAAUAACUCCAUUAAUAUUUUACGGAAGCAAGAGAAAGCUGCCAAACUGAAGACCUGUAAAUGUGAUGGUUUCGAAGAUUACGAUUGUCAUGGUAUUCAACGAAAUAUGGAUAAACUAUGUUUCCACAAGCAUUCCAAACAUCGUAAUCAAACACAUCACGAAAAUAAAGAAGACGAAACUCCGACAGUUAUAAUUACAAGCAGUGCAUUUCAAGCAACGAUUAGUUGGUCAUUUAUAGUUUUAUUGGUGUCAUUAGUUACCUAAACGAUAUACUUUUGUGACUAAAAUUUUAGUUAUCUGUUGAAUCUACCUCUUUAGAAUUAAAACGUAUUUAUUUAUUUGAGAAAGUUGUGAUAUUUAAGCUAUCAAACAAAAACUAAAAAGCCAUAUCGAAGCUGCCUCGGAGGAAUGGAAUAGGAAUUUCAGUUGAAGCAAGAUGAAGUUUAAAACACGAAUCAUUUAUUGAAACAGACCAAAAAUUAGAAAUAUUUAUUCAAGAAAAUAAACAAGACAUUCAACUUUUUUCCAAUAUGAUGUGAAAAAGAUGAAAAUAAUGUUAGAAGUUGAAAUAAAUUAUAGAAUAGAUCUUUUAUAAUGGAAACAUAUAUUUAGACGUUAAUUUCAUUCUAUCAUAAAUUGUUUCUACUUUACUAGUUGGUUAAAAAAAUUUGUUUAUUUUAAGAAAAAUUCUGUUAAAUAAUGAAUGUAACCAGAAAAACCAACAUACCCAAACUAAUAUUUCUCUCUUAUAUAUGCCAUGUACGUAGAAAAGUAUCCAAUAAGAUACGCCUUUUUUUCUGAUUUUAAGAUAAAAACAAAAUGCAGGUUUUAUUUGAUAGAGAUCCAAAAAACAAAUAUAUAAAUAUAAAUUUC
Messenger RNA from Diorhabda carinulata, 1607 nucleotides. Its product is annotated as growth arrest-specific protein 1-like. Bases 288 to 998 code for a protein of 236 amino acids. The record is from RefSeq and is a predicted model, not a curated record. Gene Ontology annotation, biological process: regulation of cell cycle. NCBI's taxonomy places the organism in Eukaryota, Metazoa, Arthropoda, Insecta, Coleoptera, Chrysomelidae. The transcript is spliced from 4 exons.